CGAGGUCCAGUCAGGCAAGCUAACCGCCGCCCCCUUUGGUCCGCCGCCGCCGCCGCCGCCGCCGCCCCGUCGCCUCCGCCGGCCAUGGCUCUCCGCCGCGCCGUCGGAUGCCUCGCCAUCCGCUCUCAAGCCUACCUCCGCGGCGCCGCCCCCUCGCCUCCUACCGCGCCCCCGCCUUCCUUCCGCCGCCCGAUCAUCAUCCCCUACCGGCCCUUCGCCGCUCCGCCUCAUCUGGUCAAGAAGGCCCCCAAGGACGACGACGACACCGAGCCCAGGAUCAACAACGACAUCACCGCCCCCUUCCUCAGGCUCGUCACCGACCAAGGGCACAGCGUUGUCCCCAGGCAUGAAGCUCUUCAGCAGGCGGCUAGGAUGGGCAUGGACCUGGUUGAGGUCCACCGAAAAUCAGACCCUCCUGUUUGCAAGAUCAUGGACUUCCACAAAGAGAAGUACAACAAAGACGCCAAGGAGAAAGAACGCCUAAAAACUAAGUCUGCUAUUGUCUUACGUGGUGGGGAUAACAAGGAAGUGCGAUUUAAGGCGAAGACAGAAAUAAAAGACUUGAAGGUGAAAGCAGAUGCAAUUACCAGACUAAUGGAACGUGGUUACAGGGUGAAGUGCAUGGCGAUGCCUGCAGGUAACGAAGCAGAAGAUCUCGGCGGACCGCUAUCUCGGUUAUUGGGACUGAUACAAGAUGUGUGCAUUGUAGAAAGUGGGCCGCAUUUGGACUCAAAGCAUGCGUAUGUAAUUGUCCGGCAUGCGAAGUUUGCAACCAAGAAAGGUGGAAAGAAGGCUAGCCAGGCCAUGGAAGACGCGGGCAAAGGCACCCCUCGCAGUACUGCCCCUGAAUCGCCAGCCACUGCUACAGACAGUGGGGAUGUGGCAAGUGAAUAUCGUUCGGAAGUAGACAAAACGCCCUCCCCUCGCUCCAGUGAACCUUCCAUGCAAAGAGAAAGGCCAGAUAGAGGCUUCAGAAGGGAGUUAAACUCGAACCCAGGCAACAACCGCGAAAGCGCGCACAACAUGAAUGCUGAAGGGAACAGGAUGAACCCUGGCCAGGCGGGACCGCAAUCAUCACCAGACCGUGGACUUGGCGCUUCCAGGAGCGGAAAUCCUCAUCAAACGGAAAAGCGGGAUAUGGCACCUGAGCUGACCAACAGGUAUGCCAGCCGUAGACCGCAGCCCGGAGGCGGCGACAACCAAGGCCGAUUACCACCACAAGAUCCGAGAAGAAAUGAAAACGAAGGCCGGUAUAACCAGAGACCAUCAGAACAGCCCAACCAGCCACCGCUUCCCAGGUUCAGCCAAGGAGGCAGAUCACCACCACCUCAAGACCCAAGGAGAAACGAGAGAGGAAGUUACAUGCCACCGAAUAACAACCAGCGGCAGUUCCAGCAACCGAGUCAGAGCGCUGAAUUGGCACCAGGCCGCGAUGCGGGGAAUCCUGCUUCGGCUGCCAGGAGUUUGGGCGUCUUCAGUACUCGAACGCCGUCCACACCUGAUGUGAAGAAGACAGAUGGCGUGUCUGCUGGCAAGCCUGAGGUUAAGAAAAGCUUUGGGAUCUUUAGCGCUCCGAAAAGAGGAUCUGGUGGUAAAAGCUAGUGAAAGAGAAGUUUUGCAGUGUAUUUGGAAGAGGGAACAUUCUACCUUGCAAGGAACGAAGUUUGGUGGCAGCGAUCUAUUGAGAAUGUUUCUGAUGUUCCAGUUGUUGCUGCUUCUUUCGUACUCGGCCUCUGCGCAUUUAUAUGACUUGGGAAGUGCGGGAAUUGGUGAUCACCAAACUGUUUGUUAGACUUGAGGAGUAGCUAGAUUUUGGGAACAUGACGAUGCGGGCAGCCACGAGGUGCUCGGCGUGGCUUGGUUCAGUGGUGCCUUGUCGCAGGCUCUGGAGAUUCUUCACCAUUACUGGACUCUCGGCAGGCCACAUACUGUUUUUGUUGUGGGGUGUUUUACUGCAAUAAAACAAAGGGCCUGGCUAGGCGUGUCUUUA
Messenger RNA from Lolium perenne, 1990 nucleotides. RefSeq lists its product as uncharacterized. Lineage: Eukaryota; Viridiplantae; Streptophyta; Magnoliopsida; Poales; Poaceae. Gene Ontology annotation, molecular function: ribosome binding; translation initiation factor activity. The record is from RefSeq and is a predicted model, not a curated record. Gene Ontology annotation, biological process: translational initiation; ribosome disassembly.